Molecule: messenger RNA, 3146 nt
Organism: Scatophagus argus
Lineage: Eukaryota; Metazoa; Chordata; Actinopteri; Scatophagidae
Gene: racgap1
Product: Rac GTPase activating protein 1
Exons: 17
Coding region: 202-2097 (631 amino acids)
Biological process (GO): signal transduction
Source: RefSeq, a predicted model, not a curated record
CCCUCAUUGGCUAGCGGCGAAAUUUGAAAUGCUAGGCGCUCAUUGCAGCUGUGUGGCUGCGGAAGGAUGUGGACAAAGAUACGACAAACUGCUCUCUAAAGAAAGUAAAGGGGAAAAAAGCACAGCGCUAAACAUCACCGCAAGGUUUUUGCUGUCUUCUUUCGCUACUGAAACGGGUGUCUUGGUAUAGAACAUAACACAAUGGAGACGGCUGUGCUGAGCCUCCAGAGCUUAUAUGAUAAGCUGAGGAUGCAAGUUGACCUCCUCAAUGAGAACAUUGAACCCAACUUCAUCCAGAUGGCACAAAACUUUGAUGAAUGUCGUCGUAAAUGGCUAUGGACUGAGCAGGAACUGGGAUCCUGCAAAGAGGCCCUCACCAAAACAGAGACGGAGAGGGGAGCCUUGGAAGUCAAACUGAAACAUGCCCGCAACCAGGUAGACGUGGAGAUCCGGCGCAGACAAAAGGCUGAGGCUGACUGUGAGAAGCUGGACCGUCAGAUUCAGUUGAUCCGGGACCUCUUGACCAGUGAGGCAUCCACAAACAGCAUCCAGCUGAGUGCAGAGCAGCGCUCAGCUUUGGCCUUCCUGAGCACAAACUCGCAGGCAGCAGCCAACCUGAAUACCAGCCGAAGACUGACGACGAUAGAUGAGUCUGCUUCCAUCUUGUCAGAUAUCAGCUAUGACAAAACUGAUGACUCACUUGACUGGGACUCCUCCACCGUGAGGACGGUGCGGCUGAAGAAGCGAGAAAAACGGCGCUCCUCGAGAAAUCACGUUGAUGGUCCUCCACUCACUGCCAAGCGGUCUCGAUCAACAGGCAGAACUUCAGAGGCGGGAAAUGAGACCCUCGUGACAAAGACCACCGUGACAGUCCCAGUGAAUGGAGGACCUGUUGAGGCAGUUUCCACCAUUGAGACUGUGCCUUACUGGACUCGCAGCAGGAGAAAGACUGCUGCCAUGGACUGGGACUCUGAAUCUGUCAAGUCUGAGGAUGUCUUCAAGCAGCCUGGCAACCCUGAGGGGGAGAUGAAAAUGCAACCCAGCACACCGCAGAGCCAAGGGGGUGUCCGUCAUCAUGAGUUUGUCUCCAAAACUGUCAUUAAGCCUGAAUCGUGCGUACCCUGCGGAAAGAGGAUCAAGUUUGGCAAGAUUUCACUGAAGUGCCGCGACUGCAGGGUGGUCUCGCACCCCGAAUGUCGCGAGCGUUGCCCUCUGCCGUGCAUCCCCAACCUGUGUGGCACACCGGUCAAAAUCGGGGAGGGUGUGCUUGCAGACUAUGUCCCUGACACAGCGCCCAUGAUUCCGUCUCUUGUAGUCCACUGUAUCAGCGAGAUCGAGCAAAGGGGCCUGCAUGAGGCUGGACUGUACCGUCUGUCCGGCGCUGAUCGCACGGUGAAGGAGUUGAAGGAGAAGUUUCUCCGAGGCAAAACUGUUCCCGUGCUCAGCAAGGUGGACGAUAUCCACGCCAUCACUGGCCUCCUCAAGGACUUCCUGAGGAACCUCAAGGAGCCUCUGCUCACCUUUGGCCUCAACCGUCCUUUCAUGGAGGCAGCCGAGGUUUCAGACGACGACAACAGCAUAGCUCUGAUGUACCAAACCAUCAGUGACCUGCCACAGCCAAACAGAGACACGCUGGCAUUCUUAGUCCUGCAUCUUCAGAGAGUUGCUGGCAGUGUGGACACUCGGAUGGACAUCAGUAAUCUGGCUCGAGUGUUUGGUCCGACUAUUGUGGGCCAUGCAGUUGCCAACCCUGACCCUAUGACAAUCCUACAGGACACCAAACGACAGCCUAAGGUCGUGGAGCGCCUGUUGGCUCUGCCUGCAGAUUACUGGGGCCAGUUUGUGAUGGCAGGAAAUGAGCAGCCGAACUUGAAUCACCUGAUCAUCGAGAACGCAAACUGCUAUGCCACCCCCGAGAGAAUGAGUAUGCUGGGACCUCUGACCACUCCGGAGCACCAGCUCAAUAAAACCCCCUCCUCCAGCUCCUUGUCUCAGCGCAUGAAGUCCACCUUGACACCCAGAUUUGGAAGCAAGAGCAAAUCCGUGGUCGACUUUUCUCGCCAAGGAAAAUUCUUUGCUUCGCCACUCCUCAAAUAAUCCAAAGCAGCUAAAUUUAACCUUUUGCUAAUACUGCAGUAACAGCCAAUACAUUUUUGCAUUUUGUGCUUAACACAUAACAUGGUACUGCUUUGAUAUUAGCUACAAAUUGCUCCAUCUUAAGUCUUCUUACGUAUUAUCGUUUUAAUAUUUCACCAUGGUUAGAGUUGUAUUUUGAUUAUUUUUAUGUGUUUGUAAAAUGAUUAUUUUUGUAAUCAAAUGGUAGGUUUUUCUAUCUAUGCACACUUGUCUGUUUAACAAAACCUUCUCAUUCACCUCGUAACACAUGAAAAUGUGCUGCAUAUUUACUCCUUCAUAUUAAAAAAAAAAGUGUGCCUAGGUGAACAUUUGUACAGGAAUAUGCAGUUUUAUAGUGACCUGCUAUUGUGUUUUAAUCAUUUCUUUUGGCAGUUUUUCAGCUCAUGUGUCACUCAGAGGUUGAAAAAACUGAUUCUUAGGCAUUUCAUUCUAGGAUGUAAUUGGAUGUGUGACAUUAUUUUUUAGUUUCAGUGUUUGUAUUUCAUUUCUAUCAAGUUUUGAUUGUCUUCAUCCCCCAGUGAAUUGUGCAGUAAAUGUUAAGCUCUCACACUGUCCUGUCUUUUUCCUACUGUAACUACAGACAGUGGUGCUAAGACCUCAGAUCCCAUCUUUCUCAUUGGCCAGAUCUUCUCAGUCGUCACUUGCAAACAUGACUGAGUGUGACGCUUUUGGUGACUGGCAUUAAUCACUUGAAAAAGUGGACGAUUCUUUUUGAGAAUCUUUAGUGCUGUUGUGUUUUCCGGUAGAUCCUGCACUGCCAGUAGAACAUUGUUCACUGAUUUGUGAUGGGUUGUAAUCUUUGUCUGAUCAUUUUUUGCUCCAGUGUUUAUUGCUCUGUGUAAUGUUUGUUCUGUGGGAGGUGACUUAUGAGAAAUCUGAUGCAAAUGGUAAUUACUUUGUGCGAUUGGCCAGUUCAGUUGCUGUGGCAUUGUUAAACUUUUAGGACAACUUCUGUACACAAAUACACAAACUGAAAUUCAUGUAACUUAUAAAAUACAUUUCUAACCUUU